Messenger RNA from Paramecium sonneborni, 276 nucleotides. The record is from the annotation of a GenBank genome assembly. NCBI's taxonomy places the organism in Eukaryota, Ciliophora, Oligohymenophorea, Peniculida, Parameciidae.
AUGAGUGAUUUAGCGUUUUUAAAAAGAAAAUUUGAAAGUUUGAGUAUUGUUGAUGAUGAAGCACCAAGAAUUUCGAAAAAGAAUUUUAUCUAAGAUGGUGAAUUUUACAUUUUGGGCAAAAAAAUCUCCUCCAUUCAUCUGGUUGCACCUCUUUAAAACAUAAUUAACAAGCCUGACAUUGUUUAAACUUGUUUGCAAUUAAUGACAAAAGAUAAAUACAAUCCUUUUUUAUAUAUUGAUAGGCCUAUUAAAAAAGCUAAUGAUGAGUAAAAAUGA